Messenger RNA from Tricharina praecox, 518 nucleotides. RefSeq lists its product as uncharacterized. The transcript has 2 exons. Lineage: Eukaryota; Fungi; Ascomycota; Pezizomycetes; Pezizales; Pyronemataceae. The record is from RefSeq and is a predicted model, not a curated record. The coding region runs from base 104 to 448 and encodes 114 amino acids.
CAACCAUCCAUCAAACUUCUCGAUCGAAUUUCAUCCUCCUUUCUCAAUCCCCCAUCCAAACCUCAUCAGUUCUCCAUCCAAAUCUCAUCAAGCCUCAUUCACAAUGCAGUCCUCCAUCCUCGGCAACAUUUGUCUUCUCCUCCUCCUCCCUCUUCUCCUCGUCGCCCAGGCCGCUUCGGUCCUCUACUGCCGCGAGCAGGGAGGAGUCAACUGCAAGUUCUACGCUGGUGCCAACCAGUGCUUCAACCUCGACAGUGCCUGGGACAACAAGAUCAGUAGCGUCAAGCAGAACGGCGGUUGCUGUGCCUUCUACAGCCACGGAGGUUGCCACGACCGCCUCUUCAUCGCCAACCCAGGCCAAAUCUUCAUGACCCUCCCGGCUAAGUGGAACGACCAGGCUUCCAGCAUCAAGUGCACCGAUGACUUGAAGAAUUGCGGAAAGCUUUAGGCCUGCGGAGUCUAAAGUGGAGUUGGGAUGCGUGAAAUGGAGGAGAAUUGUUCGUAUGCUUUGAUUUGAC